Molecule: messenger RNA, 1815 nt
Organism: Nannospalax galili (Upper Galilee mountains blind mole rat)
Lineage: Eukaryota; Metazoa; Chordata; Mammalia; Rodentia; Spalacidae
Gene: Sirt2
Product: sirtuin 2
Exons: 16
Coding region: 83-1252 (389 amino acids)
Molecular function (GO): histone deacetylase activity, NAD-dependent; NAD+ binding
Source: RefSeq, a predicted model, not a curated record
CCUAUCCCUGCCCCUCUAGUUUCCGGUGCCGUCACGGGGCAGAGCAGUCGGUGACAGCCCCGAGGGCCCCCGCCCCGCUCCCAUGGCCGAGCCGGACCCCUCUGACCCUCUGGAGACCCAGGCAGGGAAGGUGCAGGAGGCUCAGGAUUCAGACUCAGACACUGAGGGAGGAGCCACCGGUGGAGAGGCAGACAUGGACUUCCUACGGAAUUUCUUCUCCCAGACCUUGGGCCUGGGAUCCCAGAAGGAGCGUGUGCUGGAUGAGCUAACCCUGGAAGGCGUGACACGCUACAUGCAGAGCGAGCGCUGUCAAAGGAUCAUCUGUUUGGUGGGAGCUGGAAUCUCCACAUCUGCAGGCAUCCCUGACUUCCGCUCUCCAACCACCGGCCUCUAUGCCAACCUGGAGAAGUACCGCCUUCCCUACCCAGAGGCCAUCUUUGAGAUCAGCUAUUUCAAGAAACAUCCAGAACCUUUCUUUGCCCUUGCCAAGGAGCUCUAUCCUGGGCAGUUCAAGCCUACCAUCUGCCACUACUUCAUCCGCCUGCUGAAGGAGAAGGGGCUGCUGCUGCGCUGUUACACGCAGAACAUAGACACACUGGAGCGAGUGGCAGGGCUGGAGCCGCAGGACCUGGUGGAGGCCCACGGCACAUUCUACACAUCACACUGUGUCAGCCCCGCCUGCCGACAAGAGUACACACUGAGCUGGAUGAAAGAGAAGAUCUUCUCAGAGGUGACUCCCAAGUGCGAGAAAUGUCAGAGUGUGGUGAAGCCUGACAUCGUGUUUUUCGGUGAGAACCUUCCGGCUCGCUUCUUCUCCUGCAUGCAGUCAGACUUCUCGAAGGUGGACCUCCUCAUCAUUAUGGGCACCUCGCUGCAGGUGCAGCCUUUUGCCUCCCUCAUCAGCAAGGCACCACUGUCCACCCCACGCCUGCUUAUCAACAAGGAGAAGACAGGCCAGACAGACCCUUUCCUGGGCAUGAUGAUGGGCCUGGGAGGCGGCAUGGAUUUUGACUCCAAGAAGGCCUACAGGGAUGUGGCCUGGCUGGGUGACUGUGACCAGGGCUGCCUGGCUCUUGCUGACCUCCUUGGAUGGAAGAAGGAGCUGGAAGACCUUGUCCGGAGGGAGCAUGCCAGCAUAGAUGCCCAGUCGGGGUCACAGACCCCCAACCCCACCACUACCGCUUCCCCUAGAAGGUCCCCACCUCCUGCCAAGGAGGCAGCCAGGGCCAAAGAGGGCGAGAAGUCCCAGUGAUGGCUGCCUCUCAGGCAGGACGGCAGCUCCUCUGAGACUGCAGAGCCCCAUCCAGCACUGGUCCCUCUAACAUGUGGCUCAUGUGGGGGGCUCAGUAUAUCCUUCAGUCUCUUAACCACUCUCUUGAAACCAGGGUCCCCCAGCUCCAUCCAGCAAAUUUUUAACAUGCCCAAGGGCAGAGGCCUAUGUGUCCUGUCUCAUAACAGCCCAUAGCCUCUAACUACCUAAAGCAAUGAGCAACCUCCCCUAACCUCUAACUACUUCCAGGGAUCAGGGUACCCCCAAGCUCCCAACUGUGCCAAGAAAGGGCACUCAGGGCCUCUACUUUCUUGACUGUUUCCAGGGGCCCUGUGGCUAAAUAAACCAAAUUAACUUACCUAGCAUGGGAGGUGGACCCUCAAAAUAGAACUUACACAGGGUAUGGGACCUUCCAACUCUCUGCCUCCAACAACCAAAGUGAAUUCUGGGCCCCCUUCCCUUGGAAUCCACUAGCCAGGGGGAGGGCGAUGGGCAGGAGGCCUUGCUUACUGGAGACAAAUUAAAAACCAAACCAAACCAACCAA